AUGAUUGUGCCCGCCGGAGAAGCAGGACAUGGACAAGAACAACAAUCCGGUGCUUCUUUUACCUGGACCGACUGGGAGGACUUGAGCUCUCACGUUCAGGACUUGGAGCUGCAGGAAGUGCAGCAGGAACUGAACAUCAUCGCCCGGGAGAUGGAUCAGGAAAUGAACAUCAUCGCCUGCGAGAUGGGAUAG
Symbiodinium necroappetens is the source of this 192-nucleotide messenger RNA. Lineage: Eukaryota; Dinophyceae; Suessiales; Symbiodiniaceae. The record is from the annotation of a GenBank genome assembly.